Messenger RNA from Drosophila serrata, 1116 nucleotides. RefSeq lists its product as uncharacterized. Lineage: Eukaryota; Metazoa; Arthropoda; Insecta; Diptera; Drosophilidae. The record is from RefSeq and is a predicted model, not a curated record.
UCUAUGUGCCAUUUCGAACUUGCUUUCGCUUCGAGUCACAUCCAAAUUACUCAAAUUAAAUUGUAAACCCCAGACAAAAAAAAAGUUCUCGGUUCUUUUAAAAUAUUUUCGGAAUAUCUUUUUAAAACGAAAUCAUGUGUUCUCCUUGCGGUCCCUGCAGCCCGUGCGAUCCAUGCUGCGGCCCCUUCGAGUGUUCCCCCAAGUGCUACAAUGCCGCCCAGUUGGAGGCACUGCCGCAAUGUGCCCCGCGUAUACCGCCGCCUUUUCCCAAAUGCAUCACUGUCCAGCAACCGCCGCGGAUGAUCUGUAAGAAGCGGGUCGUGUUCACGGAAAAAAUUGUCCCGGAACCGAUGGUCGUGAACCGCUGCCGGCAGAUCACCAUCCCUAAAGUGGUUGACGCAACGAGGGUUAUCAAGGUUCCCAAACUCAUCUGGGUCUCGCAAAUGGUGCGUGAACCGAGGGUCAUCUACUAUCCAUCUAUGAUCCCCGAUCCCUAUGUGGUUUGCUAUCCCAAACGCGUCUGCGAGCCGCGAGAGGUGUGCCAAUCCAUUCUGUGCCAGCCAAAGCCACAGACCAUCGAUAUCCCGCCGCCCAGGGAGUACUGUUGCUAUCCCAACGGCCCCAUCAACUACAAACCCAGUGCCGCCUGUCCACCGUGCCCAAUUGGACCUUGUGCACCCGGAGGACCCUGCUGCCCGUUGCCCUGCUUCUCCACAAACCAGUAUCCUAUCGCAGAAGGACGCUGCGGACCAUGUGGACCAUGUGGACCAUGUGGACCCUGCGGACCUUGCGGACCCUGCGGACCUUGUGGACCCUGCGGACCUUGCGGACCCUGCGGACCUUGCGGACCCUUCGGACCUUGCGGACCUUGCGGACCCUACGGGCCCUGCGGACCUUGCGGACCCUACGGGCCCUGCGGACCUUGCGGACCCUACGGACCAUGCGGACCCCCUGGAUGUGUCUUUGGUCCUUGUGGUCCUUGCUAAGAUGGAUAGUAUUCGACAGAAGUUACUUGUUCCGCAUAUACGUUUGAGAAGUCUUACCCAUAAAAUUAUGCCAGAAUAUGCAAUAUGCUCUGCAAGUUUCGUAUAAAUGCCGAAAGUAUUUUAUCACAUA